AAGCUUAAGCUUGGGGCCCGAAACUUGGCGUCGCCUGUCUGAGCUUGCUUGAGUGUCUCGAGACACUUGAUCCGCACAGUCGCGUUGUAUAGUUGCUCCGAUUAGGACGUGUGGUUCGCUCAAGCGCACGUUACAGUUACAACGACGACGCGCAAUACCUGCAACAUGGAGUUUUCAACAUAUCGAAUAAGUUUUCUGUGGCUGCUGGGAUUAUGUCUGCUGCUAUUCAAAACAGGAUGCACAGAAGCGCAAGGGAAACGCGCCUCACGUAUCACCAGCUCCCGCAGCUUUGGCACCAACGUCAAGUCCACAAGCUCCAAUGGCCUUAGCUUCGACUGCCCCGAGGAGUUCGGCUAUUACCCGCACCCCACGGACUGCACACAGUACUACGUGUGUGUGUUCGGUGGGGCACUUCUUGAGAGCUGCACCGGCGGCCUGAUGUACUCGCACGAGCUGCAGACCUGUGACUGGCCACGAAACGUAGGCUGCGAGUUGGUGGACACUUCCACGGAGCGCGGCCCCGCACGUAGCCAGAGCCAGACGCAGCAACAACAUCAGCAGCACGUGCCUAGCCGUGUGCGCUUUGGGUCUGCUUUUGGCAGUUCGGGUGGUGCCCCAAAGGCGCCCACAGUGGCUCCGCAGUACCACCGCUCUCCGCCACAGGUCAUACAGGCUCAGGUCCAGCAUAUCCCGCCGCCGCCCCCAGAGCUACGCGUCCCACCCAAUCCGGUGGUCACAUCGCGGGGUCAGCCGAAGCCAUUGCUGGACGCGCAGGAGGACAUAGCGAAGCUGUACGCGGAGGCGCAGGAAACACUGCCGCCCGUGGAGGAGGAGGAGUCCGAUCGCCAGCAGCGGGUGUACCGCGGCCAGCCAAGUACCGUUAGCCAGGUUCAGCGGGAUCGCGAUGGUAUCAUACAUCAGGCCAGCAUUAAUGCCAUACCCCAGAGCGGGAAGCUUGGAUCGUACGCCUUCGGAACAGCCUACAGCGAAAGCUUGGACGACGAACAGACGCUCGAAUACGAACUGUCACAGAACCGACUCGAGGCACUCGAUGUGGACAGGCGACCACGCAAACGACGUGACCUCACAGUGCAGACUACGCCAGUUGCGGACACAGAAACGCAGACGCCAACAAAACCAGAACCAGAAGCAAAUGUGCAAGCAGAAGUGCCCAACGAUUCGAAUACGUCGAGUGAAGUUAUGGAACCUGAAAGCCCCAGCCCCAGCGCCAAACCUAGCUCGCUCCUUGGCAAUAGUGAAUCUUCCAAUAGCUCCAAUAACUCACAAGAGCACUACGACGAGGCGGCUCCAGCUGUAUCUAAGCCACAAAAAUACUCCUCGAAGAUCAGUCAGCCACGAGAAAAGAGUGGAAGUGCAGUAAUUGAAUUCGACUACGUUAAUACGGGUGCAGAUGGUGAAGAAGGUGAUGACGGGGACGGGGACGACAGCCCAGAGGAUGCGGCAACAGGGGAAUCAAAAAGACGCCCACGUCAACUUCGCCCCGUAACGCACACUUCCACCAAGUGGACGGGGCCGAACUAUCGUGCCAUUGACGCGCCUCCUCCACCCCACCAAGGAUACCAGCAGCACCAAACUGGCCAGAGCUACAGCUUCGGUAGCUUCAACCCAUAUCUUACGCCUCCGGCCAACCCCGGCCACACUCAACAGCCGUUCGGCAGUCACAACUACAACCAAAUAAGCCCCGGCUACCCGGCUCAGGCCUAUCUUCACCAGCAACAGCAGAUUUCAGCUCCGAACCAACAAAAGCCCAAGGUCGUCUACACCGGCUACAAUCUUUCGCUGCCUCCUCCUCCGUUAGAGGACGACUUUCGUCCAAUAGCGGGAAACUACUUCAGAUCGCCAAAUGGGGUACCGAGCAGCCCACGAACACCACUACCCGCGCAAAACCUCCAACAGCAGCAGCAGCAGCAGCACUCCAGCCCCGGAGAUCUACUACCGUAUUUAAUACAACAGCUGAAGGAAUUAAAGGAACGACGCAAGCAUCUACAAGCAGAAAACUUUGCCUAUUUUCAUCUGGAGAACCAACCAAUAACACCUGGUCCGUCUCCCGGCUCCACACCCCCCACACCCGCAGCCCAAACGCCAUUCGCGUACUACUCCCACUCUCAGGUUUCGUCAGGUGACUCGUCCAAGCCCACCCAACAGGUGACACCGAACGGACAGUUCAGUACCAUGGGAGGCUUUUACAAUAAUCAGAGUCCGGACCAAGCACCGUACACCGCGAACUAUGCAGGAAAACUGGUCUCGCAGUAUAGCAUAGGCGGCAGCACCACGGAGAGCAACUAUUUUCAGUACAAUGUUAUAGCUAAUCAGAAGAUGAAAGGGGUCUACAGCACGGCCAAGCCAAACCAAAUAGGACAUGCUGCGGUCAAGGUGCGCCCCCCUGUCACCCCGCUGCAGGUCACACAGAGCAUAAACAUUGUCUCAGCGCCCAACCUGGCCUACAGCCGGCCCGCAACAGGUCUGCAACAGGUGCCUUUCCGCGACUUUUCGCACCUACCCGUAGGCAUAACCUACGCGGGAAACCUCACAAUGCCGGAAUCAUAUCAGACUUUUACAAAGUCGAUCACUUCAGAGGCUCCGCCAACGCCUACUUCGCCAACGACUGCCAACAACAAGCCCAAACUGUCAAAUUUUCAAUUCAACAUCCAUGAAUUCAUGGCUAACCUAAAGUCCAGCGACCUGGCAAGCGUGAACCCGGCCAUAAACCCGCUGAUGAAGUAUUUCAAGCAGGUGAGCAGCGAUGGAAAUGGCAAUCUGCGCAAUGCCGUGGUCCUUCGUCGCCCAGUCCCCCCCUCCUCGAGCAGCAAUACCGGCACGACCACCACUUUGAGUACAUCUACACCAAAAACACGACUAAGACCAAAUCUCACCAUUUCUACGCCUACAAUACCAACCACUGCGAGACCUCUCAAGGGCUACGAGAGCUUCAUCAAGGGGAUACAAAACCAAAUCAACAAGCAGACCUCGACACACAGUGCAUCCCUGCACACAACAACAACUACUCCAACGCCGCGAAUAAGACCCACCAUUAGGACUAGCAGCAUCACAACGACUCUUGAAAGCGUCGACUACUAUGACGAGGACUACGAGGAAGAUGAGGAUAUACUGCCACCGUCCCGCAUGCCGCCGUACAUGCCAAUGUCCGAGACAAUGGCCCCACCACGCCCGCAACUGGUGUCCACCACUGCGCCUGUCACCGAGUCGCCUGGAAAAAUACGUGGCAGCUUUCAGACGGGCUUCCUGGAAGCCACAACGACACGGCGUCCAUUCCCCAACUUUGUGCAGCUGAACAGCAGGCCCAGUAAUGAGACUGGUGCAGGUGCUGGAGGAGUACCGUCAUUCAUCAACUUUCCCAGCGACAUAUUCCAGGAACUAAAGCAACGUCUGCCCCAGUUGCCAGAAUCGACCACACCUACGCCAGGUGCCCCUACUCCGCGGAGCACGCGUCCCAGCUCCACGCCAGCAUCAACAUCCACACGGGUGCGUUACACAACCCGGCCCCGCACUAGGGGCCAACAAAAGUGGAUGACGAUGGCUCCCCCCGCAUCAGCUACAGCUGCAGCUAAGGGAGUCGAGAACAACACCGAACGGGCGAAAAAUGAAAGUAGUUCAGCCUCCGGUUACUACUUCGGCAAGCAAAGCCACAGCAGCAUAGGUGGCCUCCAGUUGAACUCUAUUCACGCCGGCGGCUCAGUCUCAGGAACGGACAGAAACAGAGUUGAGACAUCUUCACCGUCAUCGCGGGGGGGGGCGCCAACACCCAACGCUAAUAUCUUUGUACAGCCCACGCCACAAGCCCCAUCGCCACAGGUAGAAUCCAAUCGUAACUACUACAACGCAUCCAUAUUUAAUCACGGGGGCGGCUACCAGCCAUCGCGGCAGCAACAACAGCAGCAACAACAACAACAGCUACAGCCAACACCAUUUCAACAGGCGCAACCGCAAUCGCCAAAACAUGAGCAGCAGGCACAAGCCAUACCAAAUCCCUAUGAUUCAUCAUAUUAUUCUGUUUACGACGACGAUAUCGAUUUAUACAGGGACAUUGAGUAUCAACAACAACAGCAAGACCAUCAGGAGCAGCAGCAGCAGCAGCAGCAGCCGCAGCAACAGCAGCAAUAUCAACAACCAGCAGUACGCCACCAGCAGACGCAAUCAACCUACCGCCCAUUGGAGCUAUCGGCCACACCGACUCCUCCUCAGAAGCCGCAAUACAGCAACCAACCGACGUUGACCUACAGCACGGACUACGAUGAGGAUAUUAAUGCACAGAUCGAGCAAGACAACGUGUACGAUCAGCCAACUCGUUCGCCCCAAAGGCCGGAGCAGGUGGCCAUCCAAAGACUGAAUGCGCGGCCAACAUCCACGAUGACACCCCCCACACGUCCCGAUGUACGUCACUACUAUGACACUCUUACCACGCCCAAUUCGGGCAUCGGGGAAUCCGAUUACAGCUACUCUAGCUCUGGAGAGUACGCGUACAACAGUUCGCCAGGGGACUAUGAUCAGAGCGAGCACACUUUGAUGCAGGUUGUUACGGAUGCAGGCAGAGAUACGAGAGGUGAUUACGAUUUGAUCGCAAAUGUCGUGGGUCACACCCAAAGGAAGACAACAAAGCCACCCGCCACAAGCGGCCAGAACACUCAAGCCACUCCAGCAAUAAGUUGGAGUACAACGAAGGGUUUCACCACACAAACUGUAAGGGCUACAAAGCCCACAACAACAUCAACAACAACAACCAGCACAACAAAAACAACAUCAACUACAACACCACCAUCACCAACGACAACAACAACAACAACGAAACCCCAAAGCUCGAAAGCGCAUGCAAAUAAAAUCUAUAUACAACAUGCUAUAAACAUGUCAAAGACAACCACAAACACUACACAGCCACCAACGACCAGCACAACAACACCCCCAAUAUACCAUCCUUCGACAUAUAGUUCCAAUCCCUUUCUCAAAUCGAAGCUCCAAAGCCUAGCCAAGUCGCUGGUCAGCUUUGUUGCCAACAGCCACACUCAAGGCGAAUCGACUAAUUAUCAUCCAGCUAAGAUUCAGAACCAGACCCACUCCCAACUCAAACUCCAAAGGCAACCUGAAGUCCAAGUCCCAGCCCAAGCAUAUCCCCCAGUCACUGAACCCUCAACGACGCAAUGGCCUCUGGUGGAGGACAGUCCCAGCAGUCAACUAGAACAUGCGGAGACCGUCUUCGAUGAGAGUCAGAACGUCCACGUGCAGACGGCCGAGGCACCCAGUAGCCGAUCCUUUGAGACCAGCACGUCGCCCAAGUUUCUGGACUUCAUUAAUGCCGCCGCAUACGGCACAAGUCCGCGCGGUAAUCUUCUGCACUCCGUUCCCGACAAAAAGCCCGUGAAAACAGCCUUCCAUCAGCUGCAAAAAAAAAAUCCAUAUAGAGGCGUGGAAAGAGGGUAUCUAAAUGACCAACGUUCGACGGUGCCACAGCAGCCGAAUAAGCGCAUACAGACCUACAUCUCAUCAGAUGUGGAACCGCAGAGUUUCAGAUCUCCGGCAAGCGAACCCCUCGUGCCAGUUGCAUCGAUUGAGCUAGUGGAUAGCUCAAGCACCACACCAGGCACCAGGCCUAGUAAAGCGGUUCAAUAUAGUCUACAAAGUGGAUCGCACGGCUUUAGUCUUCGUGCUGAGGAUUUCGGCCACAACGAAGGUCCAGUUGUCUCCGAGACGUUGUCUGAUCGGAAGGAGAGUCAGCCACCAAGUACAAGUACAAGUACAAGUACAAGUACAAGUACAAGUACAAGUACAAGUACAAGUACAAUUACAAGUACUGGUACAAGUGCAAGUACAAGUACAAGUACAAGUACAAGUACUUCUACAACACCAUACAACAGCGAUGUGGAUGUCAUACCCACAACAUAUGCUCCACCACUUCGUAUUUGGCGCAAUGGACGACCCACCAUUCAGGCAUAUACCAAGGCUACAACCACGACCUCAAAAUCCGCUGCAACAGCUCCUUGGUGGACCGAUAGUGUGGAAUCCAGCAGCACUAUAAGAACUACGACUACGCCGAAAGCUCAGGGGACGCCAAGCACCGAGCGGUACAUAUCGCCGGGACAAAGUUUCACGGCUCGCGCAAAUCACUUUAAGGACAGCCUGAACCGCGUAACUGCCAACCCAGCAAUGCGCUUUGUCUCACCAUACAAGAGUCUUGAGAACUUACUGCAGGAGGAGCGACAGCAUCCAAAUACCAUGUUACGGACGACGGCCAGACCGCGUUACACAAAUUCGCCAGCUUCACCGCCUUUCCUACAGACCACGCAGAAACCGCCAAAGAAUCUCUUUCUUUCGGGGAUGUCGCCUAGAAACACCAGUCAGGAUGUCCUUGCCACAAUGGCGACAGGAAAUGCUCGAAACUUUAGCGUCAGCGACGCGAUUUUGAGCACUUUUAGUCCCCAACGACCGGCACCAAGUAUGCUGCGUAGCUCCACCUCCAGCAGCACCACUAGCACCACCGAGACACCACCUCCAACGACAACCACUAUACCAACGACUAUAUCGGCGGUAAUCGCCUCAUCGCCUAUUCGAGUCUCCCAGGUUUCGAUGCGUCCUCGCGGCCGCUCUCGCUACACAGUCGCAACUCUUGACAAUUUAUCGGAGAGCGUGGACGAGCCCACGACCUAUGCCCCCAGGUUCAGAUUACCCAGCAGCUACGAGGCCAAUCAGUAUCAGUAUCCAAAACGAAAGCCCCAGCGCGUCCGAAUAGCCGGCAAUCAGAGGCCGUCGUCCGCCGAACCCACGGCAAAGCCUCAUGAAAAAUACGAGUCAUAUAAGGCUGCCUUACAGGCCAAGGAUUCAACCCCUUUUAACUCUCAAAAUGUACACGCAAAGAAUUUAUCCGCGCAAUCGGUGAAUGACAAGUUACUUAAACGCAAACCAAUUGAGAAUGAGACUAGCACAUCGGAUGGGCCACGAGCCGAGGCAUUGAUUGGGCAUCAGCUACUAGAAGCCAGGCAGCAAAAUAGCAUAGAGGAAAUGGGAACCGCAUCGGCAUCUAGCUCCACAGAGCACGUGGUAGCCAUAACAGACCGUCCCCCCACUGUGAAGUUGCUCUACUCAAACAAAUAUCGCCAGCAAACGGCAGAACGCACAUUAGCGGAAAGUCUUCAGAAUGCCGGGUACCUAACUACCGGCAAUGGGCGGAUCCAAAAGUUCCGUCCUGUGAGUGUCCUCGAGCAACUGAAGCAGUUCCUCGCCGGCAGCGACAGCAAUAGCAACAGCAACAGCGAUGAGAGUGGCACCUCCCAAUUUGUUGACGAAUAUUCGCACCCAGAAAUAAAGGCAGCCGUCGAUGAAAUCAAGCAGCUUUAUGUACCCACGAGUCGAUCGACUACGAUCACCACUACGACCACGCUUCGUCCUACCACUACGCCUAUUGCGCCUCCCACUACUACCUCCCGUCCUAAUAUCGGAGGUGUUACUGCUCCGUCUAGACCAAUAGCAAUCCAAUCCAAAGCCUAUUCCUCCUAUUCCUCUUCCACUUUUAGCAUCUUGAGCACCGAUCCUCCCACCUCUCCAACAGUCAGAUCCACCCUGAGCACCACUCCCGAUGUUAGUACCACUAGAACUCCCACCAUCCCAACAACAGUUCCUCCAACAACUGCUAGCGCCACUGCCACCGCUACACCCUCUUCCAUGUUUGCUCCGCCAACUGCGCGCGCUUCGAGGGUUAACAAUGUCAUAAGAUCAUCGAUUGCCGCUGCUGCCGCCCAAUCGUCCAGCUCAGGCUCUCUCUCAGGCUCCUCUACCUAUCAGCAGCAGCAAAUGCAACCAGCGGGUGGUAAAGCUAAUAAGUUCCAAUUUGGAUUUGCUCCCAACAAUAAGAACCAGCAACAACACCAACACCAAAACAACAAUCACAACAGCAACAACAAUGCCGCAGCCGCAGCCUCAGUGAAAUGCUCUGAUAGCACAUUGAGCGCCAAAUGCAACGAAAUCCCCUCAAGAAACCACAAUAGAAACCGGGGCGGCACCAUUUACGCUAAUCAGGAUCGGGACGUUGUCGCUACAGCCAACCGAGGAACGCAUCCCCCACGAACACGUCCCACGCUUAAGCCAUCUGGAACUAUUGUCUCAAAGGCUCAAGAAUUUGUAGAUAUAUAUAGAUAUCCACCAACGCGGCCGGACCCCAUAUACCCACAGCCCACACCCGACAAAACUGCUGCCAAGUGCCGCAAAGAUGUGUGCCUCCUUCCAGACUGUUAUUGUGGAGGCCGAGAUAUACCUGCCGAGCUUCCCGCUGAAAGCAUACCGCAAAUUGUUCUUUUGACUUUCGAUGAUUCCGUGAAUGAUUUGAAUAAGCAAUUGUACACGGACCUCUUUGAGAAGGGGCGCGUCAAUCCCAACGGGUGCCCCAUCACAGCCACAUUCUACGUCUCCCACGAAUGGACUGAUUACAGUCAGGUGCAAAAUCUCUACGCCGAUGGACAUGAAAUGGCCUCCCAUACAGUUUCUCAUAGCUUUGGCGAGCAAUUCUCGCAGAAAAAGUGGACUCGUGAAAUAGCUGGCCAACGAGAGAUUCUUGCGGCAUAUGGUGGUGUUAAGUUAUCGGAUGUUAGGGGCAUGAGAGCGCCGUUCCUCUCGGUUGGCGGCAACAAAAUGUAUAAAAUGUUGUAUGACUCUAACUUCACCUACGACUCAUCCAUGCCGGUCUAUGAAAACCGACCCCCUUCCUGGCCAUACACUCUGGACUACAAGAUUUUCCACGAUUGCAUGAUUCCACCCUGCCCAACACGCUCAUACCCAGGUGUGUGGCAAGUGCCUAUGGUCAUGUGGCAGGACUUGAACGGAGGACGUUGUUCGAUGGGCGAUGCCUGCUCAAACCCCAGUGAUGCGGAGGGUGUCACGAAAAUGAUUAUGAAGAACUUUGAGCGGCACUACACCACAAACAGAGCACCUUUCGGACUGUUCUACCAUGCGGCCUGGUUUACGCAGCCCCACCAUAAAGAAGGUUUCAUUAAAUUCCUCGACGCUAUCAAUUCCAUGUCCGAUGUUUGGAUCCUAACCAACUGGCAGGCUUUGCAAUGGGUGCGGGAUCCAACACCCAUAUCCCGCAUUAACUCUUUCCAACCAUUCCAGUGCGAUUAUUCGGACCGGCCGAAGCGCUGCAACAACCCGAAAGUGUGCAAUCUGUGGCAUAAAUCUGGCGUUCGCUACAUGAAGACUUGUCAGCCCUGCCCAGACAUCUACCCUUGGACCGGAAAGUCGGGCAUCCGAUCAUCACGCAUCGAUAAUGAUAAUGUUGAGGAACCGGCGGCGGCGUAAGACAUCGUCUAUCAUCAGUCUCUUCUGCAGUACGCAGAGGAACAAGAUCAUAGGCUAACAGCAGUCUGAAGUAGCAGAAGGAACAAGUAGCGAAGUAGCUAUCUAAGACGCCGAACUGUCGAAGCGACGAUGGUGGUCAUGGGUAGCCCAAAAUACGGAAUUCACUCGUUAAAAUGUUUUCAUUUACUUUAAUACUUUAGCUAAUUUUUUAAACGACAACAGCAAUCAUAGUUAAUUUUUUUUGGAGCAUGUGACUACAAAUUAUUUAUUCCCUCUUACAUACAGUGCAUACUCGGUACCUACUAUAUCUGUAUAUUCCUAUAGAUUGCUUGUUAUACGGAUUCUUGUAGUUGCACACGCAAAUGCAAACCGAGCAGGACCCUUGUAAAGCAAUUAGGCGUAAGACUGUAGACUAAUAAGUACUAAUACUAAUAAAUUGUGCGUGGUUGGCAGCCCUUUGGGUCCUUUUUAAAAUGCAUGAGUAGGCAAGAGGAUUGGGAAGGAAGCCAGAAAGCAUGACAAGUAGUGGUUAGGCUAAUGUAUUUUCAUUUAACUUGUGAUAAAUAUUUACAUCUGAAUUUAUGUAUUAUUAUAUGUGCAAAAGUCUCUUCAAAAUCAUAUCCUUAUCUAGCUCCUUUUCACGAAUAUCGCAAUAUAUUUUUAUCUUUCUAUUAAGAGUGUUUUUGUCAAACUAUUGUCAAGUUAUUUGAUUAUCCCUGGAAUUGGGUGCAUUCAAAUAGAUACGUUCUUUCGUACAUAUUACUACCCCUUUCUUUCAUUCCACUACAUUCUGCUACACCUAAGUAUUUAGUAUUUAGUACCACAGCUAAGAUUAGUAGUGGCAGUUUUAGACUUUUAGAGUACAAGCAGAAGAUAUUGCAUACUGAUGUAUGCUAAGAAUUUAUCAUAUUAUUUAAGUUGUAUACUAGUAGCAUUCUGUAUAUCAUGCACAUCCUUUUGAAUUGUUAGUCUUGGUAAUGGAUAAUGAAUACGAUACCGGAUUGGAUCAACUGAUAGAAGUCAAUGAGAAAACGUAUAAAGUGAGGAGCUGGGAGCGAAUAUACAUAGACAUAGAUAAAACGAUAUUAUUGCCAAUGCUUAGCCGCGUUCUUCAUACAAAACCAACUUAACUAAAUCGACGUGCAAGCCAAUCGAAUGUUCGAAGUUUAUCACGUAAGAUAUGAUUAUGCGAAAGUAUUAAGGGGAUUUGAAAUGCAAUAAUUAAAGCGACAUUGAUAAGCGAUUCGGUUUGCUAACAAACAAUCGAAUACAUAUAUGUAUCAUAUAAGGACAUCAAAAAUAAAUAGUAAACUCUUCACAGCAGGGCGCAAUGUAGGAAACGAGUGAAUUAAGUAUUUUGUGCUAAUGAUUGUAAAAAGCUACACCUAUGUAUGUAUGAAUGUACGUUGCAUGUCUAUAAUAAAGUUUAAUAUUUAAAUCACAA
Molecule: messenger RNA, 10762 nt
Organism: Drosophila pseudoobscura
Lineage: Eukaryota; Metazoa; Arthropoda; Insecta; Diptera; Drosophilidae
Gene: Cda5
Product: Chitin deacetylase-like 5
Exons: 15
Coding region: 166-9318 (3050 amino acids)
Biological process (GO): carbohydrate metabolic process
Cellular component (GO): extracellular region
Molecular function (GO): hydrolase activity, acting on carbon-nitrogen (but not peptide) bonds; chitin binding
Source: RefSeq, a predicted model, not a curated record